CGAGCAACCCAUAACUCGAUUCCACUUUAAAUCACACCGAUAACCGAAAAUGUCAACCCAACUAUCUCCAGCCCUCUCAACCUUUCCACUCCUGUCAAUCUCCCCACCGCGUUCAAUCUUCCUCGUUUCGAGACUCCUAACACCCGAAGAAUGUACCAAGAUAAUCGCUUCGUACACAAAUCUUGUGCCCUCAAACGUAACACCCGCCACCGUCCGCGACCGAGAAGUAUUCUCGGACCUUGCACUUGCAUCGCUACUCUGGUCGCGCAUCUCACCUUUCUUUCAAGGAAAAAAAGCUGUUGAUGAAGAUGGCGAGAUAUGGAACGUGAGGGGAUUGAAUGAGACAUUCAGAUUAUGUCGGUACGUGCAAGGGGGUAAAUUCUCGCCGCACACCGAUGGCAGAAGACUUGAGUCGGUGAAUGACCAAAGUUUCAUGACGAUUAAUAUCUACCUGAAGACUGUUCCCGAGUCCCACGGAGGCGCCACACGCUUCCUUUCGCCCAGCAAAGAAGUGAUCUACAAAGUCCAGCCUCAACUCGGACAAGCAGCACUCUUCCGAGGUGAUGUUUGGCAUGAUGGUGAGGAGCUGAGCGAAGGGAUUAAGUACUUGCUGAGGACGGAUGUCAUGUAUGUCCGAGACAAGGACUUCGAUUUUGAGACUUUGUAUGGUAGACAGGAUGACGAGGUGAAGGGCAGGAAAGCGUUGAGUAUUGCGGAAGGAUUGGAGGACGCGGGGAAAGGAGGAGAAGCGGUGCGAUGGUAUAAAAAGGCUUUUGGUUUGUUGCCAGCGUUGGAAGGUUAGUGUAUGAAAGAAGGAUUUAUGAAUAAAGUUACCCGAAUUUUGUUGUUGUUCUGCCAAAAGUCCAUUGGGAGUUGCUGGAAGAUAGGCCUACCUAGUUAUAAACGC
Hyaloscypha bicolor E is the source of this 907-nucleotide messenger RNA. RefSeq lists its product as uncharacterized. Gene Ontology annotation, molecular function: iron ion binding; L-ascorbic acid binding; procollagen-proline 4-dioxygenase activity. The transcript has 2 exons. NCBI's taxonomy places the organism in Eukaryota, Fungi, Ascomycota, Leotiomycetes, Helotiales, Hyaloscyphaceae. Gene Ontology annotation, cellular component: endoplasmic reticulum. The record is from RefSeq and is a predicted model, not a curated record. Bases 50 to 802 code for a protein of 250 amino acids. Gene Ontology annotation, biological process: peptidyl-proline hydroxylation to 4-hydroxy-L-proline.